Alnus glutinosa is the source of this 3657-nucleotide messenger RNA. Its product is annotated as receptor-like protein 6. Bases 213 to 3470 code for a protein of 1085 amino acids. The transcript has a single exon. Gene Ontology annotation, molecular function: protein binding. NCBI's taxonomy places the organism in Eukaryota, Viridiplantae, Streptophyta, Magnoliopsida, Fagales, Betulaceae. The record is from RefSeq and is a predicted model, not a curated record.
CAGUUACUCGAAUAUCGCACUUUCAUCAUUCCAAUUGAAGCAAAUCUUUUGCUAGCUCUUCUACCUCCUAUCCUACGCUUUCGUUUCCACCCCGUGCCAAAUCCCUGUGGUUUUUGUCGGCCAAUACUUGAAUCACAGGCCUCCUGAACCCACCAUUAAUUUCAUCAACGUUUCAAUUCUUUAUUGUGUGGUCUCUCUCAUUACAACCCCCAAUGAGAAAUCCACUCUUUUCAUGGCUUUUCUUGAUAUCCAUAUGCUCAAUUUUCCCCAGUUUUUGUAUCUUUGUGGUGUCUGGCCAAUGUUUGGGCAGUCAGAAGUCAUUGUUGCUCCAAUUGAAGAACAACCUUACAUUCUACCCCCUUACAUUCAAUCCAGCUAUGUCCAAAAAACUAGCUCAGUGGAAUCAAAGUCACGAUUGCUGUUUUUGGGAAGGUGUAAACUGCGCAGAGGGACAUGUCAUUGGUCUCGAUCUGAGCAACGAAGCCAUCUCGGGUGGACUUGACAACUUAAGCAGCCUCUUCAAUCUUCAAAAUCUCGAGAACCUGAGUUUGGCUUACAACUACUUCAACGGUUCUCAAAUUCCAUCCAAGUUUGACAAACUUGUGAAUUUGAGAUAUUUGAACCUAUCAAAUGCUGGCUUUGGUGGACAGAUUCCAAUUGCGAUUUCGCACUUACCAAGGUUGGUUUCUCUUGAUUUAUCUGCCGUUUACUUCCCCGAAUUUACUCGUCUGAAACUUGAGAAUCCAAACUUAAAUAUGUUGGUUCAGAACCUUCCGGAGCUUAUAGAACUUAAUCUUGAUGGGGUAAAGAUAGCAGCACAAGGGAAUGAGUGGUGCCAUGCCUUAUCUUCUUCACUGCCGAAUCUGAGGGUGUUGAGUUUGUCAAAUAGUGAUCUUUCAGGCCCCAUUAAUUCCACCUUACUGAAGCUUCAGUCCCUCUCAAUUAUUCGUCUGGAUAAUAACAAUUUGUCUAGUCCAGUUCCAGAGUUCUUCGCAAAUUUCGCAAAAUUGACGUCCUUGCGUCUCAGUUCUUCUGGGUUGAUUGGAACAUUUCCAGAAAACAUCUUCCAGGUACCAACACUAGAGAUUCUUGACUUGUCUAACAAUGUACAUCUUAAUGGUGUUUUGCCAGAUUUUCCUCAGAAUGGGUCUCUUCGCACUCUGGUUCUUAGCAAUACAAACUUUUCAGGGACAUUAUCAGAUACUAUGGGUAACCUUACAAAGUUGUCCAAAAUAGAUCUUUCAAACUGCAGUUUCAGAGGAUCAAUGCCGCACUCAAUGGCAAAGCUUACCCAAUUGCUUUAUUUGGACAUGUCAUCCAACAAUUUCAUUGGACCAAUUCCAUCAUUCAGCAUGGCCAAGAAUCUGACCCAAAUAAACCUUUCUCGUAAUGAUCUAAUUGGUCAUAUUACUUCCACUCGCUGGGAAGAGCUUCGGUAUCUGGUAAGCCUUGACUUGCGUUACAAUUCACUGAAUGGGAGUAUUCCAGCUUCUCUGUUUUCCCUUCCAUCAUUGCAAAAAUUACAACUUUCCAACAACCAAUUUUCUGGUGAACUCAAUCAAUCUUCUCAUGCUUCUUCUGACCUACUGGACACUCUUGAUUUAAGUAGCAACAACUUGAUAGGGCGAAUACCUAUGUCUGUCUUUGAACUCAGGGCCCUUAGGAUCCUCUCACUUUCUUCAAACAAAUUCAAUGGCUCCUUGCAGCUUCUUAAUGUAAUUCAGCAGUUGAGAAAUCUUUCAAAUCUUGAUCUUUCGUACAACAUGUUAUGGAUUGAACAUGAUGGAACCGAUGGAAUCAAUUCAUCUUUGUCGUCCUUUCCCCAGAUUACGACAUUAAAAUUGGCCUCUAGCAAGUUGAAAAAAUUUCCUGUUUUCUUGAGAAACCUAUCGGAGUUAACCUAUCUAGAUCUUUCAGACAACCAGAUUGACGGAGAUGUACCAAACUGGCUCUGGGAACUUCAUAAGCUCGUGGGCUUAAAUCUCUCUUUUAACAGCCUAGUGACUCUGGAAGGACCUCUAUACAAUCUUUAUUUUUUGAGUGUCCUGGACCUUAGUUCAAACAAGCUCCAGGGACAACUCCCAGUUCUACCACCUUAUGCCACGUACUUGGAUUUCUCAAGGAAUGAUUUCAGCUCUGUAAUACCAGCUAGUAUUGGUGACUCCCUGAAUUUUGCUUUUUUCUUCUCUCUUUCUAGCAAUAAAUUCAAGGGUAGUAUCCCAGUAUCAAUAUGCAAUGCGACGUAUCUUCAAGUUCUAGAUCUGUCUAAUAAUUUCUUCAGUGGAAAAAUACCCCAAUGCUUGAUUGAGAUGAGUGGGACUCUUGGUGUACUGAAUCUAAGGAGAAACGAACUCAAUGGCCCAAUUCCUGAUUUCUUUACAAGCAAUUGUGGUUUACAUACUUUGAAUCUCAAUGGAAACAAAAUAGAAGGACAGUUACCAAAGUCCUUGGCCAAUUGCAUGAAAUUGGAGGUCGUAGAUAUUGGGAACAACCUCGUCAAGGGUAACUUCCCAUGUUACUUGAAGAACACAUCGAUGUUGCGUGUCCUUGUUUUGCGAUCUAAUAAAUUUGAUGGGCCCAUUGGUUGUUCAGAGCCUAAUGCUACCUGGCCAAUGCUUCAAAUUGUAGACGUAGCUUCAAACAAUUUUACCGGUAACCUUCCAAAAGUUCUUGCUUGGAAGGCAAUGAUGGUUGAUGAAAAUGAAGCCCAAUCAGAGCUCAAGAACCUCCAAUUUGAAGUCCUGAGUUUUAAUCGAUUUUACUAUCAAGAUGCAACAACAGUUACUUUCAAAGGUCUACAAUUGGAGUUGGUGAAGAUUCUCACUGUCUUCACCUCGAUUGAUUUUUCCUGCAACAAUCUUGAGGGGCCAAUACCAGAAGAAUUUAGAGUACUUAAAUCACUAUAUGCACUCAACUUGUCGCACAAUGCUCUUACAGGCCAAAUUCCACCAUCUCUAGCAAACUUGAUUAGAUUGGAGUCAUUAGACUUGUCAAGGAACAAGCUUACAGGGGAGAUCCCAGUGGAACUUGCAGAUGGUCUGCAUUUCCUUUCAUUCCUAGACCUUUCGUUCAAUCAAUUGGUGGGGCAGAUUCCACAAAUCAAGCAAUUUGCUACAUUUUCUGAAGCUUCUUAUGCAGGAAAUAAAGAAUUAUGUGGCUCUCCUUUGAAAGUGGAAUGUGAUGGUAAUGAAUCUAAUAAUCAGUCACCACCAGCGCCGGCAUCAUUUCGAACAUUUGAAGUAAGUCAUUCGAAUACUCGGAUUGUGAUUGAUUGGAACAAGAUUGAUUGGAACUAUAUAAGUCCUGAACUGGGAUUUAUUUUUGGCUUUGGGAUUGUAAUUGCGCCCCUUAUGUUUUUAAAGAGAUGGAGGAUAUGGUAUUCCAAACAGAUUGAUAACAUUCUUUUCAAGAUCUUCCCUCAAUUGUAUCUCCACAAAGAAUAUCGUCGAAGACGAAAGCACAGAAAUUAGGGGCAGAGGCAUUUGUGAUAGUUUACGAGAAGUAAUGCACCUAAGCUUAGCUUUUGUUUCUUUCUGUUUCAAUGUAAGGACCAAUAAAAAUUGUAUCUAUGCAAUUGGAUGCGAGUGCUCUCUUUAAGGUAUGAUGUUUGUAAUUGGCAAGGCUCUAUUAUUGAAAUAUACUUUUGUGAUAUUAGAA